AUGCAGCUUCUGAGCGUGCGGCGCCUAACAAACGCCACCGACUGCCGGCGCGGUGCUCUGGAUCCCAGUGGAGCACAGGGGCGGCGCCUGCCUGCCCUUCGCGGUUGGAUCCGGCCGGCCUGGCCUACGCGCAUGCGCACUCCGUUGGAUCAAGAGGCCAGCAACGUCUCCGAGCUCGAGCGGGGCGGCCAGCUUUGGCAACUGCUACGACGCGGCGCCGCGAAUCGCAGUCCGGACCAGGUUGAAG
This is a messenger RNA of Amoebophrya sp. A120, 247 nucleotides long. Lineage: Eukaryota; Dinophyceae; Syndiniales; Amoebophryaceae. The record is from the annotation of a GenBank genome assembly.